UCUGCUGUUUAUGGUAACACUUUUAUUCUGGAGAGUGUGGAUCCGGAAGUCCUGUUUUACUUACAAAGUGAAAAUGCAACAGAACACAAAAGCUGGAUACGUUUAAGGUCCAUCAAGAGCAUGGACUUCCUUGGCAAACUUGAAAUCUACAUCCCAGUGGAAGCUGAGGUGAAAAGCAUUCCUCUGUGGAGUUUACCGAAGUCGGUGAUCAGGCAAAUGGGCCUCCCCCUCUCUGGCUUUAAGGGCUCCGGGAAGCUCGCAGACUCUCCAGAAGGCAUAUGGAUUUGUCCGGCAGUCAUACGAAGGAAAGACCAGAAGCUGGCCCCCCACGCCGGAAACAAUGCGAUCGAAAACCUGUCCUCGCUGAUGGGCAGAGAGUUUCGAGCUAAUCCCGGUCCCGUCCAAAUGAGCUUUGUCUCGGCCAACCACGCGGUGUACAAGGUGCUGAAGGAAAUCAUGCCUGGCAAAAAGGGCACCGCGCACACAUCUCACGCCUCCCCGCUACCUCGGGGCUCUGCACCGCGCACUUACAAAGAUGCCGUUAUCCUCUACAAUGGGCGCAUUUACCUGUCCAUUAGGAAUCCCAAUCAGACCCGCAGUCAACCAGAGACAAGUGAACAACAGCUGGCUUCCCACUCUUCCAUUCCUUCAACAUCAGCCGUAUCAUCUAAAAGCCUAAAGAAGCGCCGCUCCCACCAGGCUUCUCUUGAACCUUCAGAGCCACAGAGGAAGAAAUCGCAUGUCACUCUGCCCCAGACCUCAAAACAGCUGAAGGAUCGUCUCACGAAGCCAGAAAAUCACUCCGCCACAGAGCAGGAGCUGCUGAAUGACAACCGGCCCAAGGAGAAACGCACCACACCCAAAGCGCCGCACGGGGAAAACAAGAAGGUCACUAUGCACAAGGGAAGUGACGUGUCCUCAACCACGAGCGCACACCACGUCCCUCAGUCCGCCGGCGGCGCGCACAAAGUAGACGGCCGUCGCCAUAAGGAUGCAGACGGAGAGCAGGCUGCAGAGGAAGCAGCAGAGGAGGGGUGGUUUCAGCCUCUGGGGGACCAGGAGAUUGAGGAGGAGGAGGCCAACAACGACGGGGGUGAAUUUGGUGAACCCAACGACACGGUUGGUCUGGUAGACCAGAGCUGGACGCCUCAGGGAGCAGCUCGAGCCUCCACAUCGAUACAGGAGUUUGAGUUCAAGCAGCUGGCAGUGGAGGAGAUGAUCGCUCGACAGAAGGCCAAACUGGAGCUCCUCAUAAUGGCAGACCACUAGUCAUCACUAGUGGCGUCACGGAUCAUAAAACUCAGGGUUCGGAGUCAAGGAUCGGUCAGCACAACGCAUUUUUCUGCCCCUGAUAUUAAUUGCCGAUCAUUGAUGAUCCAUUUUUGGCAGAUGCAGAUCCCUUAGUUGUUUGAUAGCAGCUGGUCUACAAGGAUCCAGACGUUGUUUUAGGAAUGUUUACGUGCCACAUUCCUAAAAAAUAAUUUCAAGCGCACCAAAGUCAGUAAACCAUCAAAAAUUAUUUUAAGAAAUGUUUACUUUGUUUAUUUAUGCUGAUAAUUUAUUAUGUUUUAUUUCGUCAUAAAAACCCACAAUUGAAAUGAAUAGGAAAUUAAAGAUUGGAUUAUAUUAAGGAUUAUAACAAAUCUUUUUCAGAGAUCAGAGACUAUAUAAGCUUAAAGGAUGUCCUGAUCUUAUAUGUUACUGAAUGUUGAAGCAUAACUUUGGUUAUCCCUACUUGGUGACAAAGAUUCUUUUAUAAACUACUAGUCACACUUCCUUGACAUGCUAUUGUUUUCUGUCUUCCUGACCUUUGCUAGUGGGAUUCAUCAGUCCUAAACACCCAGGAACGAGUCCUAAACGUCCUGAAACCCAGGAACGAGUCCUAAACACCCAGGAACGAGUCCUAAACACCCUGAAACCCAGGAACGAGUCCUAAACACCCAGGAACGAGUCCUAAACACCCAGGGAACGAGUCCUAAACGUCCUGAAACCCAGGAACGAGUCCUAAACACCCAGGAACGAGUCCUAAACGUCCUGAAACCCAGGAACGAGUCCUAAACACCCAGGAACGAGUCCUAAACGUCCUGAAACCCAGGAACGAGUCCUAAACACCCAGGAACGAGUCCUAAACGUCCUAAACACCCAGGAACGAGUCCUAAACACCCAGGGAACGAGUCCUAAACGUCCUGAAACCCAGGAACGAGUCCUAAAACCGAAAGAGAUCAGAGACUAUAUAAGCUUAAAGGAUGUCCUGAUCUUAUAUGUUACUGAAUGUUGAAGCAUAACUUUGGUUAUCCCUACUUGGUGACAAAGAUUCUUUUAUAAACUACUAGUCACACUUCCUUGACAUGCUAUUGUUUUCUGUCUUCCUGACCUUUGCUAGUGGGAUUCAUCAGGUCCACAGCCAAGCUGCCUGUCAGAAGUUUCUCUUAAUCCCAUUUGUUCCCAUUACUAGUUCUGAACAUUGGUCUUGUACUUUGUAACAAAGAGCCUGUCCGUCCAUACCUCUUCUUACUGUGAUUUCUGUCAUGUGGUUUCUCGGCGAUCCAACCGAGAGUUGAGUUAGAUGUUUAUUUGUACAUUGUGAAGACAUUGAAAACUCCUUUUUGAAAGUCUGAUUUUGUUUCGGACAGGAAUCUUAAAUUAAAUUCUACACCAUCAGGUUUGUCACUGC
Molecule: messenger RNA, 2674 nt
Organism: Cyclopterus lumpus (lumpfish)
Lineage: Eukaryota; Metazoa; Chordata; Actinopteri; Perciformes; Cyclopteridae
Exons: 4
Coding region: 121-1269 (382 amino acids)
Source: RefSeq, a predicted model, not a curated record